GGACCCAGCGAUCACCCAGAGGGGGGAAAAAAGGAAAAGUUACUCCAGAGAAGGGAAAAGUCGCACUGGUGGUCGGAGGGAGAAGAGAGGGACACUCUGGUUUUACUACUUGCCGUAUCGUCGGGACUGUGUGAGGCGGUAAAGUGCACCUGAGAACCCGCUGGUUGACUUUUUCUGGAGCCUCUAACUUGGAUUGUACUCGGCGGCGGCGGCGGCGGAGUUGCUGUUGAGAUUUUGGACUUGAAUACGCGCAGAGGACGAGAGCAGCGCUCCGGUUCGGGCUUUACGACAUCGCUGCUACGGGACUUAACUCGUCUUUAAUAUCAUUUCAGCUCCGUGUGGGACUUUUACGACACCGAGUGUUGAACUGGAGCGUAGUUUCAGAGCUUCCCGGUGGCAGGUUUUUUUUAAACGUGUUUCCAAACAUGUCACCAGAACCUGUAGCCCAGUAGAAUGAAGGCAAACUGACCCACUUUUAUUUCUUUUUAAAAAGAAAUAUAAUUGUAACUUCAGCGAUAUUACAUUCAGCUAAAACCCAACUGAGAUUUUCUUUCAGAGGAGAAAGUUGGGACUUAAAAAGGACCGGGAUGGAAAACACGUUGACUUUCACUGCACCAUGGUGGUGAUAUUUAGCAGCCCUUUGGUGCCAGGGAGAUAGUUCAUGUGCUGUUAAAAGCCACACGUUUUUCCCCAAGCGACAUUAAUAUUCCGGCUUGUGUGGCGGCGGGAGGAGGAGGAGGAGGAGGGGGGCGACGAGGAGAAGGAGAGCUCCGCGGCCGCGCUGUGUUAAAAGCUGGAUACAAAAUGGCGGCGUCCCCGGGACGAUUUGGAUCUGUUUCUGUGGGUGUUUUUUGUUUAUUUCUCACGGUAGAACUGUUCGGCACUUACGGGCUCACCUCAGAGCUGCCGUGUGCCCACAACUGUACCUGCAGCGGGGAUUCGGUGGACUGUAGCAGCCUGGAGCUGACAGCGACGCCUCUGGACCUUCCUGCCCGGACUGUUUCCUUGAAUCUGGGCUACAACAAGCUGACCGCCAUCAGUGUUGAAGCCUUGGCCAACCUGCCCAACCUGAAAGAACUGCGACUGGACCACAAUGAGCUGACCUCCAUACCUGAUUUAGGACCGGCUGCUUCCAAGAUUGUGUCGCUCUACCUACAUCACAAUAAGAUCAGAAGUAUUGAUGGCAGGCGGACCAGAGAGCUGGUGUCUGUGGAGACACUGGAUCUCAGCAAUAAUGACAUCACUGAGCUGCGGGGCCACAGCUUUCCUCCCGCUGGACUCCAGAUCCGAGAUCUGUUCCUGAACAACAACAAGAUCAACGUACUGGAACUGGGAGCUCUGGACCACCUGGGCUCGACGCUUCAGGUCCUGAGACUGAGCCGAAACCGCAUCAGCCAGAUCCCCGUGAGAGCCUUCCAGCUCCCGAGACUCACCCAGCUUGAGCUCAACAGGAACAGGAUUCGCCAAGUGGAGGGUCUUACCUUCCAGGGUCUGUCCAGCCUGGAGGUGCUCAAGCUGCAGAGGAACAGCAUCAUCAAACUGACCGACGGGGCCUUCUGGGACCUGGCGAAGAUGAAAGUCCUUCACCUGGACUACAACAGUCUGACGGAGGUGAACAGCGGCUCGCUGUACGGCCUGUCCUCGCUGCAGCAGCUCUUCCUCAGUAACAACUCCAUCGCCCGCAUCAAUCCUGACGGAUGGAAGUUCUGUCAGAAGCUGAGGGAACUAAAUCUGUCGUACAACAACCUGACUCGUCUGGACGAAGCCAGCCUGGCCGUGCUGGGCGACCUCCACACCCUGCGCCUGGGCCACAACUCCAUCAGCCACGUCACAGAAGGAGCCUUCAGAGGCCUCAAGGCCGUGCGCGUCCUGGAGUUGGACCAUAACGACAUCUCGGGCACAAUAGAGGACACCAAUGGGGCCUUCUCCGGAUUGGACAGUCUCAACAUGCUGACUCUGUUUGGAAACAAGAUCAAGUCGGUGGCCAAGAAAGCCUUCUCCGGCCUGGAGACCCUGGAACACCUGAACUUGGGAGGGAACGCUAUCCGUUCCAUCCAACCCGACGCUUUCAGUAAGAUGAAGAACCUCAAAUCCAUUCUCAUUCAGAGCGACAGCUUCCUGUGCGACUGCCAGCUGCACUGGCUGCCCGAGUGGCUGCUGACGCGCGGCCUGCAGGCCGGCGUCGAGGCCGUGUGUGCACACCCAGAGAGCCUGAAGGGCACCAGCGUCCUCCAGGCCCCGUCCAGGAGCUUCGUGUGUGACGACCUCCCAAAGCCUCAGAUCACGGUGCAGCCCGAGACCACGAUGGCCGUCCUCGGCGGAGACGUGCGCCUCACCUGCACGGCGGCGAGCAGCUCGUCGUCCCCCAUGACCUUCGCGUGGCGCAAGGACCAGGAGCUGCUGCAGCACGCCGAGAUGGAGAACUUCGCCCACGUGCGCGCGUCCGUGGCGCCCGGCACGAGCGGCGGCGUGAUGGAGUACACGACCAUCCUCCACCUGAAGCGCGUCACGUUCGCCCACGAGGGACGCUACCAGUGCAUCAUCACCAACCACUUUGGCUCCACCUACUCCAGCAAGGCCCGCCUUAUCGUCAACGUCCUCCCGUCCUUUGUGAAGACCCCCAAGGACAGCACCAUCCGGACGGGCCACCCCGCCCGGCUGGAGUGCGCCGCCGAGGGACACCCGUCGCCGCAGAUCGCCUGGCAGAAGGACGGCGGCACCGACUUCCCGGCUGCCCGCGAGCGCCGCAUGCACGUCAUGCCCGAAGACGACGUGUUCUUCAUCAUGGACGUGAAGCCGGAGGACAUGGGCGUGUACAGCUGCACGGCCAGGAACACGGCGGGCACCAUCUCUGCCAACGCCACGCUCACCGUCCUGGAAACCCCCCACCUCGCUCAGGACCUGGAGGACCGCAGCGUGGUGGUCGGCGACACCGUGGCCCUGCAGUGCAAGGCCCUGGGGAGCCCGCCGCCGCGCAUCACCUGGCUACGCAACGACCAGCCACUGCGCCCGUCCGAGCGGCACCACUUCACCCCGGGGAACCAGCUGCUGGUCAUAGGCUCCGCCUCCCUGGAGGACGCCGGCCGCUACACCUGCCUCAUGUCCAACACGCUGGGCACGGAGCGCGCGCACAGCCAGCUGGUGGUGACGCAGCGCAGGAGCCCGUGCGCCGCGGCGUCGGGCCCCAGCACCGUCACCAUCGGGAUCAUCGUCAUCGCCGUGGUGACCAGCAUCGUGGUGACGUCACUGGUGUGGGUGUGCAUCAUCUACCAGACCAGGAAGAAGAGCGAGGAGUGCAGCGUCACCAACACGGACGAGACGAUCGUCCCCCCCGACGUGCCCAGUUACCUCUCGUCCCAGGGAACUCUGUCUGAGCGUCAGGACGUGUGCAUCCGCGUGGAGGCCGGCGCUGGACCUCAGCCCAACGGACACGUCGUGGACACAGCAGGUUACGACGGUGCAGUCGUUUGCACAGAUUGUUUGGAAAACGGUAACAACUACACCAAAGACUCAGACUACCUGACUCACAGCUACGGCCCUGCCGGAGGCUCCGAGUACCAGCAGUACUCUCUGCCGCCGCCGUACUCCAACUACUACCAAGCGGAGCACCGUGACGCGGGCUCGCCCGCCGCGCCGCUCUGCAACGGGACACCCAACGGCAUCCGGAAGGACGUCCAGGGAUCCACGUUCCCCAAAAGCCACAACACGUUACAAGGAAACCACCACGACAGAAACGUCAGGACAGCGGGACAGACGCCGACGUGUCCACCACUGGAGGAAGACUCCUUCCACAAGCCGGUGAAGCUGCCCACGGCGACGAACCACGUUCACCCCGACACAGACUGUGAGCACGAGCUCAGGCAGACCCUACUGUCCAACGGACACGCCCACAGAGCCUCCGACAGCGAGAGCGCCCCCCUCAGGAGAGCCAGCGACUAGCAGAAACAUGGACUCGAGGAUUUGGACAUUUUUGGGGAAAACAUAUUUUUUUUGCACUGGGAAAUAAAACUGCUACCUCAAAUCGAGGCGAUCGUCGAUCCUGAGCCUCCUGGAUCUGGACUGACCGCGAGCGCCAGGAGGAGGAAUCUGCGGGGGAGGGGCUUCCGGAGUUUGAAGGCGGAGCUUGUGUGGGUGGCGUCCCAUCUGAGCGUAUCAGCUGUACAUAGUUAUAAACCUUCCCCUGGGAGGUGACCAAUAAAAACUCUAGCUCUAAAGAAAAGAAAUGUGACUUGCAUUUGAAGCAUGUAAAUGUAGGGAAUUUUUUACAGUGUAUGUAAAUGCAGGGGGCGGAAAAAAGAGACAUAAUACCUUUGGACAUUUGACUGUACAUAAGAGUUUUCUUAUAUAUAUAUUAUAUAUUAUAUAGCUUUUACAAAAAAAAGAGUAUUUGAAUUUAUGUGCAUGACAAAGAAAAAAGGAGUGAUGGUAUUUUUAUUUUUAUUUUUAUUCAAAAACUAAAAACAACAACUACAAAAACAGCCUUUUCAGCUUUUACCAACAUUCAGCUGCGGUGCCUUAUUUGCAUGAUCAAAGAACGCAUUUUAUCGAGAGAGACGUUUGGCGACGGAUCAUUUUUAUCGCAACUAAACAACAGCAAAAAAAAAACACUUGAUUGCACUUGAAUGUUUUUUUUCUUCUUUCUUUCCUGUAAAAAUGCUGCCAAACACGCGGUUCACUCUCGUUAUCGUAUGAAGGAAGAGAGUUUGAUGUCCAGUGGUCACAUGGUUCACGGUACGAUGUUUGAAGCACUUUUUUUAUACUCACUUCACAAAGAAGCAGAUUUUGUACGAAGAAAUCUGCCCACAGGACUUUUUUAAACGUAUUUUUGACGCGGUUACGUCGUAAAGUCGGUACGUUCUGGAACAUUUUAGGCUCAAAACCACACGUUACUGCAACGCUGCUCUGAGCUCGUUUUAGACUUAAGAAUCGUCUUCUUUACUCAAGUCAGGUUUUGUUCUUUCUUGCCGUCAAAGUGACUUUGGCACAAGUUUUCAUCCAAACGUGAGCUGGCGGCUGAGAUCUGGAGCCGGAGCUGGAACUUGUGAAGCUGUAAAAGCCAAUAAAUGACAAACCAGUCAGUUCAGAAGCAGCAAAGUGCAAUUGGCCAAAAUUCUUCUGGUUUGAAUUUUUAUACAAAAAAAAUAGGACAAAAAAACGGAGAGGGAGGAUCAGGGAGGAUCAGGGAGGAUCAGGGAGGAAGAGGGAGGAGGAUGAUGAACUGUGUCGUUAUGUUACUGCUGUAAAGUUCCUCUGUCGUUCCACCUCAGUCACACCACAAACACCUUCUCAAUAUCACGUUGUGAAAAAUGAGCUCCAACCAAAACGUGAGAGGAAUAAUGCAGAUUAGAGAUUGUCCCCCGUGUGGAGGACACGUGUCCUCUGGUUCCACCAAUCCCAGUUUCAGCAGGUUCAAAGGAAAAGAUAAAAAAAAAAGGGACAAGACGGAAGCGAGGAGCGAGUUGAUGUUCAGAGUAAUUUAUUAUUGAAACAAACUUGUGUCUGAAACCGUUUUUUAGUGCCAGUGUCAAAGCUACAGACGCUGAAGUCUAACAUGGCAUUGAAGUGUCUAAUAAAAAUCACAUUUUGCUAUUAA
Molecule: messenger RNA, 5593 nt
Organism: Solea solea (common sole)
Lineage: Eukaryota; Metazoa; Chordata; Actinopteri; Pleuronectiformes; Soleidae
Gene: lrig1
Product: leucine-rich repeats and immunoglobulin-like domains 1
Exons: 18
Coding region: 805-3939 (1044 amino acids)
Molecular function (GO): protein binding
Source: RefSeq, a predicted model, not a curated record